AUGCGGCUAAGUAAUCGCGUUGCCAUAGUCACUGGCUCAUCCCAGGGAAUCGGUAGAGAGAUCUGUCAUCAAUUUUCCAUUGAGGGCGCAUUGCUUGUAUGCGCUGAUCUCAAGCCAAUUGGAAAGGGCGAAACUACUUCUACGCAUGAAUGGAUUGUCAGCGAAGGCGGGCAAGCCAUCUUUGUCGAGACCGAUGUCAGUGUAGCUUCCAGCUGGGAAGCACUCAUAGCAAAAGCUGUCAAGGCAUAUGGGAGGCUUGAUAUUGUGGUGAACAACGCAGGCAUUUGCGCUGAGGCUAGCAACCCAUUACCCAUCGACCAAGUCGACGAAGACAUGUUCGACGCUCACAUGCGUAUCAACACACGAGGCGUUUUUCUCGGUUGCAAGUAUGCCGUUCGACAAUUCAAGAUACAAGAGCCGCGAUCCAACGGUAUGCGCGGCUGGAUUGUGAACCUCGCUUCCAUGGUCUCCAAUAUCGGGAUGCAGGGACUUACUGGGUACACAGCGUCUAAGGGUGCCGUUGCAGCUAUGACGAGAACCAUUGCACUGGAUGUCGCGAAAGGAGGCAUUGUAGCCAAUUGCAUCGCUCCUGGAUUUUCUCAAACCGCCAUGCUUGACGAUGCGCUUGGUGGGGCCUUGUCCGCUGCAGCGGACGCCGUCAAGGCCUCCAUUCCUCGCGGCAGCUUUGGGCACCCCAAUGAUCAUGCAAGGGCUGCGGUAUAUCUUGCUAGCGAUGAUGCGCAAUGGGUUACGGGGCAGGUAUUGAAUGUGGAUGGUGGCUUGACUGCGCAGUGA
This is a messenger RNA of Alternaria burnsii, 795 nucleotides long. Its product is annotated as nad-binding protein. The coding region runs from base 1 to 795 and encodes 264 amino acids. The record is from RefSeq and is a predicted model, not a curated record. The transcript is spliced from 4 exons. Lineage: Eukaryota; Fungi; Ascomycota; Dothideomycetes; Pleosporales; Pleosporaceae. Gene Ontology annotation, molecular function: oxidoreductase activity, acting on the CH-OH group of donors, NAD or NADP as acceptor.